This is a messenger RNA of Orycteropus afer afer, 846 nucleotides long. The record is from RefSeq and is a predicted model, not a curated record. Lineage: Eukaryota; Metazoa; Chordata; Mammalia; Tubulidentata; Orycteropodidae.
AUGAAGAGAGACUCGGUGUUCGUGGAGGACGUGGCCAUGGUCUUCACCCAGGAAGAGUGGGCGCUGCUGGAUCUUGCUCAGAGGCAACUCUACAGAGACGUGAUGAUGGAAACCUUGAGAAACCUGGCCUCUAGUUUUCGUAACAGAAGUAAGCCUUACGUAUGUAAGGAAUGUGGGAAGGCUUUUAGCAUGUCCUCAUCCCUCACUCGACAUAUAAAAACACACACUGGAGAGAGGCCUUAUGAGUGUAAGCAAUGUGGGAAAGCCUUCAGUCAGUCAUCGCACCUCACUACUCAUGUAAAAAUUCAUAGUGGAGAGAGGCCUUAUCAAUGUAAUGAAUGUGGGAAAGUCUUUAGUUAUUCCUCAGCCCUCACUACACAUAAAAGAACUCACAGUGGAGAGAAGCCGUAUGAAUGUAAAGAAUGUGGAAGAGCCUUUAGUGAUUCCUCAGCACUCAGUAAACACGUAAGAACUCACAGUGGAGAAAGGCCUUAUGAAUGUAAGGAAUGUGGAAAAGCCUUUUGUCGUUCCUCACAUCUCACUACACAUAUAAGAACUCACAGUGGAGAGAGACCUUAUGAGUGUAAGGAAUGUGGAAAAACCUUUAGUCGAUCCUCACACCUCACUUCACAUAGAAGAAUUCACAGUGGAGAGAAGCCUUAUGAGUGUAAGGAAUGUGGGAAAGCCUUUAGUGAUUCCUCAGCCCUCACUAAACAUUUAAGAACUCACAAUGGAGAGAGGCCUUAUGAAUGUAAGGAAUGUGGGAAAGCCUUCAGUCAGUCCUCACACCUCACUUCACAUAUAAGAACUCACAAUGUCGAGACUGUGUCAAAAGUGGGAGACUGA